Messenger RNA from Lampris incognitus (smalleye Pacific opah), 2596 nucleotides. RefSeq names its product phosphodiesterase 4D, cAMP-specific (gene pde4d). Gene Ontology annotation, biological process: signal transduction. Gene Ontology annotation, cellular component: nucleus; cytosol; perinuclear region of cytoplasm. NCBI's taxonomy places the organism in Eukaryota, Metazoa, Chordata, Actinopteri, Lampriformes, Lampridae. The record is from RefSeq and is a predicted model, not a curated record. Gene Ontology annotation, molecular function: 3',5'-cyclic-AMP phosphodiesterase activity.
GGAGGUGCUGGUGGUGGUGGUGGUGGUUUUGCCAUCGCCGGUGGCAGACAUGGCCCAGCAGGCGGGGGUGGGGGUCACCCACCAGGACACUCUGGCAGUGCCCCCCAUGCCCAAACACUCGGGCCUGAACGAGGACCUGGUCAAGAUCCUGAGAGAGAACCUGCUGCAGCCGGAGAGGCCACGGGGACACCGGCGGUCCCCCUCGUCCAUCUCCCCCCGCCUCUCCCCCCGCAACUCACCUCGGCUGCUGCGCCGCAUGCUGCUCAACAACAACAUCCACAAACAGAGACGCUUCACCGUCGCGCACACAUGUUUUGAUGUGGACAACGGCACGUCAUCAGGGCGAAGCCCCCUGGAUCCCAUGGCCAGCCCGGGGUCCGGCCUCAUCCUGCAGGCCAACUUUGUCCACAGCCAACGGAGAGAGUCCUUUCUGUACCGCUCUGACAGUGACUAUGACCUGUCACCCAAGUCCAUGUCCCGAAACUCCUCCAUCGCCAGCGACAUUCAUGGUGACGAUAUGAUUGUAACGCCAUUUGCACAGGUUCUUGCCAGUUUGAGAACUGUACGGAACAAUUUUGGUGCAUUAACCAAUUUGCAACAAGACAGAACAUCCAACAAGAGAUCACCCAUGUGUAACCCACCACCUAUCACCAAGACCUCCUUUACAGAGGAGGCCUACCAGAAACUGGCCACUGAGACCCUGGAGGAGCUUGACUGGUGCCUGGACCAGCUGGAGACGCUUCAGACCAGACACUCAGUCAGUGAGAUGGCCUCCAACAAGUUCAAGAGGAUGUUGAACAGAGAGCUGACUCACCUAUCAGAGAUGAGCCGCUCGGGGAACCAGGUGUCGGAGUUCAUCUCCAGCACCUUCCUGGACAAGCAGCAUGAAGUGGAGAUGCCGUCCCCUCAGAGCCAGAAGGAGAAGGAGAAGAAGAACAAGCCCAUGUCUCAGAUCAGCGGGGUGAAGAAAUUGCAGCACUCCUCCAGCCUCACCAACUCCAACAUCCCCCGCUUUGGAGUCAAGACUGAGACCGAGGAUGAACUUGCUAAGGAGUUGGAGGACGUGAAUAAAUGGGGCCUUAACGUAUUCAAAAUCACAGAGUUCUCUGGGAAUCGCCCGUUGACGGUGAUGAUGUACACAAUAUUCCAGGAGAGAGACUUAUUAAAAACUUUCAAAAUUCCACUUGACACCUUUAUAACCUACCUGAUGACAUUAGAAGAUCAUUACCAUGGCGAUGUGGCCUACCACAACAACAUCCAUGCUGCUGACGUCACCCAGUCCACUCAUGUGCUGCUAUCCACCCCUGCCCUUGAGGCUGUUUUCACAGACUUAGAGAUCCUUGCUGCCAUCUUUGCCAGUGCAAUUCACGACGUGGACCAUCCGGGAGUCUCCAACCAGUUUCUCAUCAACACCAACUCCGAGCUAGCCCUGAUGUACAACGACUCUUCGGUAUUGGAAAACCACCACCUGGCAGUGGGUUUCAAGCUCCUACAGGAGGAAAACUGUGACAUCUUCCAGAACUUGACCAAAAAACAAAGACAAUCACUGCGCAAGAUGGUCAUCGACAUUGUCCUAGCAACUGACAUGUCAAAGCACAUGAAUCUACUGGCGGAUCUGAAGACGAUGGUAGAGACUAAGAAGGUGACCAGCUCCGGUGUCCUGCUGCUGGACAACUACUCUGACAGAAUACAGGUUCUGCAGAACAUGGUGCACUGUGCGGACCUGAGCAACCCGACCAAGCCUCUCCAGUUGUACCGACAGUGGACGGACCGCAUCAUGGAAGAGUUCUUCAGCCAGGGUGACAGAGAGAGGGAGAGAGGAAUGGAGAUCAGCCCCAUGUGUGACAAACACAACGCCUCGGUAGAGAAGAGCCAGGUGGGUUUCAUAGACUACAUCGUUCAUCCUCUAUGGGAGACAUGGGCAGACCUUGUCCACCCAGAUGCCCAGGACAUCCUGGAUACGUUGGAGGACAACAGGGAGUGGUACCAGAGCACCAUCCCCCAGAGCCCCUCUCCUGCCCUGGACGAGCCAGAGGACGGCAGUCGGCCCCCUGGAGGGGACAAGUUCCAGUUUGAGCUCACCCUGGAAGAGGACGGGGAGUCGGACACGGAAAAGGACAGCGGCAGCCAGCCGGAGGAGGAGGAGGAGGAGGAGAACAGCUGUAGUGACUCUAAAACACUCUGUACACAGGACUCUGAGUCGACAGAGAUCCCUUUGGACGAACAGGUGGGGGAAGAGGAAGAGGCAGUAGAUGAGGGGGAAACACCCUGCUCGCAGCCCUGUGUUGUAGAAGAGGAGGAGGUAGAGGAGGGUGCGGAGGACGACGAGGAGGACGAGGAGAGAGCGAAAUCUGCCGAUACAUAGCAGUGUAUGGACAGCAACUGAUUAACUGUUUCUCUUAGUAAUGACAAAUGAUUAUUUAUAGAAUAUUUUUUGGGGUUUUGUGGAGUCUGUGUUUUUUAUACAUCUAUGUUUAUGGUUCCAAAGUGUGCGCCGCACUCCAGCUUGACCAUUGCCCCCCCCCCCCUUCUCAUCUGAACUGGUCAUGUUUUUUGUUUUGUUUUGUUUUUUAUUUUUGUCCCCCCCCCCCCCCCA